GAAACUACAAUAAGUAGUUACUACUUUGUAGUAAGAUCCACAAGUAGGAAAGUACCUUUGGUAAAAAUUUUCGAGCAUAGUAGUCAUUGCUAAUUUGAAAAUAAUUGCGCAAAAUGAGCCGAACGAGAUGUUCCAACGAUGAUGGUUCCAAGAGCAGAAUAUAAGUGAUGUGCUAUUCAGCACUGCUUUGGAAAACUGCGGUAUUUCAUUGCUAAAAAAAAUUGCAAACUCCUGCUAUGAAAGCAAAGAAGAAAAAGGCCAAGAUAUGAUUGAUUUCAUUCUCCUUCGGAAAGGAAUCAAAGUUACGGAGCAGUAGAUUACAAAGAAGAUUAACAACAUAAAAACUCGUAUCGAAAGUAAAACUGAUAUGAAGGCUACAGAUGGUACUUCAGCCCGGGCAUCUACUUCUAAAUGCAAUCCGAUUUCCGAAGUGCAACAUCAUGAGAAUGUUUUCAGAGCACUAUCCGGUAGUGAUGAAGACGCUGUGGAGUUCAUGUCUCCGAGAAAUUCACCAUUACCAACGAUUCGGACUCCAACAACUCGAAGACGAUCUCAGAAACAGCAUUACUUUGAAACUUUGGAGACAUCGAAGCUGACAACACCAGAACUUCAGAGACUCGUUUUGAUAAAACAAUUGGAAAACUUUGAGGAACAAAAGCAGUUACAUAGACGGAUGGAAGAAACUUUGGAGAAAGUUGAUUAA
This is a messenger RNA of Armigeres subalbatus, 703 nucleotides long. RefSeq lists its product as uncharacterized. The record is from RefSeq and is a predicted model, not a curated record. Lineage: Eukaryota; Metazoa; Arthropoda; Insecta; Diptera; Culicidae. The coding region runs from base 368 to 703 and encodes 111 amino acids. The transcript has 4 exons.